Messenger RNA from Symbiodinium necroappetens, 304 nucleotides. NCBI's taxonomy places the organism in Eukaryota, Dinophyceae, Suessiales, Symbiodiniaceae. The record is from the annotation of a GenBank genome assembly.
GUGGCCCUGAUUGAGUGUCAUGGAACCGGAACUGCUCUGGGAGAUCCGAUUGAAGUGGAUGCUUUGCGGGCGGUCCUUGGCGGCGAAGGUAGCCCUGUUCUGGGAGCUGCCAAGACCAACAUUGGGCACCUGGAGGGCUCAGCAGGUAUUGCCGGCUUCCUCAAGAGCGUGCAUGUCUUGCUGGAGGGAAAGAUACCUCCUAAUUUGCAUUUCCGGAGCUUGAACCCUCACAUCGACCUGGAUGGCUUUCCUGCGGUGAUUCCACAGACACACAUCUCCGCACCCUCUGAAGAUAUGGUCUCAG